This is a messenger RNA of Symbiodinium sp. CCMP2592, 8151 nucleotides long. Lineage: Eukaryota; Dinophyceae; Suessiales; Symbiodiniaceae. The record is from the annotation of a GenBank genome assembly.
AUGUCCAGUAGACCUUUCUUUGAGGAGACACUCCUACAUAGUGUCAUGAUCAGGCUGUUGAGCUUGAUAGGGGGAACGACGCUGCUGCUGUCAACAUGGCAGCGGAGCUUGGUGCUCUUCUGUACUAGCCUUUUGAUCCAGGGCGCAGCGUAUCAGUUCCGUUUCGUCAACGACAGCUUCGAGGCCAUGGAGACCAAGGACGAUGACAAGAAGAUUCCCACCUUUGACGGCCGUCUCGAUACAUACAGAGAAUAUCGUCGACGAGCUCUUUUUUACUAUCACGGCCUCGAGGAUUCCAAACAGAGCUUGGCCGCUCCACGACUGAUUUCGGUUCUUUCUGGUUCGGCGUUCGAAUGUUUUCGCGAGAGAGAUCCCGGAGAUUUCCGAAAUACAGGUGGCGUGAAGGCCAUGUUAGACAUCCUUGAUGCCCGAUAUCAGUACACACCUGAACAAGAACUGUCAGAGUGGCUUGAAACUCUGCUCUACAAGUUACGUCGGCAGCAAGGUGAGGAGACCACAGCCUUCACAACCCGUUUCGAAACCACCGUGGCUAAGGCAGAGGAACUUAUGACUGAGGAGUUGAAGCUGGAGAGAAGGCGUCAUCAAGAUAUGAUCCGAGCCGAGUACAGACGCCAGAGUUUAGAUUUCAUUGUGGCGCAACAAGCACAUCAAGCGGCAUUGGCGGGACUCGGUGAUGGACAAGAUCCCCCUCCAGCUCCAGUUCCUCCGACCCCUCCUUCUGAACAGGCUCCCGUGGUUCCGUUUCGGAUGCCGGAGGUGAUGAAGGGUUUCCUGUAUCUGCGCCAUGUGGGCAUCACCCUUCAAACAAGAGCAAGCUUACUUCGAUCAGCAGGCGGUUCACUUCGUUACGAAAAGGUCUCUGAGCUACUUCGUCGGACGGAGUUGGAUGCCCUCGUCGCUUCCCGCGGAACCAAGGACCCCGCGGAGGCUUCGGUCGGCAAGGGCGGCUCGGGUAAGAAAGGCAAGGGACGGGACACACGAGGUCGUCCCUGGCGUGAGGGUCGCUCGGGCCGCGGUGAUUUCCAGUGGCGAUCCGGUCAUGCUUCCUCUUCGGCUUCUAGGUCACAGAGUCAUUCGAGAGGCAAGGCCAACACUGGGAAGAAACCAAAGGGGCAAGGACGAAAGCCCAAGGGAGCAGGAAAGAGGAGUUACGAAGGCCGCAGAGGAGAUCCCAAUGGUGCACAGUACCUGGGUUGGGCGGCUCAAGCUCCUUCCUCAUCGGAUAUUCCUCCCAGCAGUGCUUUGCCGGCGGAGUUCAAGCCCGAGUUCAGCUUUAUGGCAUUCCCACGUCCCUCACACGGCAUUUCAGAAUUGGAGGUGGAGCGUUGCCUCAUGUGGGAUAGGCGCCGAUCAGGCCAUGCUAUCGUAGAUACGGGUUGCACCUCUACGUUGGUAGGCUCUGAGAGUGAGAAACGCUGGAAUGAGGAGUUGCAGAAACAGUCUGGAGGAAGUUUAAAGGCCGAGCGUGGUCCAUCGGAUGUGAAGUUUGAGGGCAUCAAUGGGGAAGCACGGGCCACGUAUCAGGUAAAGUAUCCUGUGAGGAUAGGUGGCCGUGACGGUUUCGUUCAGGCUUCCGUGAUUCCGGGUAAAGCCCCAUUUCUGUUGUCCAUCCAGGCGCUCCGGCAGAUGCGGGCUAAACUUGAUUGUGAGGCGGAUCUUCUAGAGAUACCGGGGAUUGGUCGGAUCAAGCUUUCCGUGAACUCGGUAGGCCAUUAUCUUCUGCCGUUGUUUGAUUUCCACAAUCGGCCUAGCCCGCCUCCGGGUUUGGAACAGGGCCUGUCCGCUGCAACUGAGGCUAAGGUCGAUGGGCCGGAGGAUGAAAAUGAGCAAGAGGCAGAUUCAAGGUUGGCAAAGGACACAAAAGGGCCCUGGAUUCAACUUCCAAAAGAACUUGCAGCGGUCCACUUAGAUUGGACGGAGUGUGCCAAGUGCGCCGGUGAACCACUCGCGAUUGAUGCCUCGGAUGCCCGAUUGUUCCUGUUUGUGUUUGCAACCAAGCCACAGGUGUUGAUGGCGCAUCAUGUGCAUGAAACUUCUGAUGCUGAUAUGCAUGUGAGAGUGAUGAGCGAGUGCCAGUGUGUGAUCAAGGAGGCGACCACACCACCGGCAUACGCCCAUGUGGGCAGUCAUCUGGUGGAGACCUUCUCCAACGGGUAUGGUCAAACAUGGCACUGUGCAAUAUGCCGCGGCAAAUGCAAGAUUUGUCGGGGCCGAGUGGCGAAAUGGGUGCGGUCCAGCGGACAGUUGACUUACACCCAUCGUCGGGAUUGCGAGUGCACUAUGAUUCCAGGUCCCACGGUAUCUAUGCAGAUGUCUCCACUCGUCACAGGCGAUCACAUCCGCGUCGCCGACGCCGAAAUCCAUCUCCCGAAAAGCAAGAGCAUUCCAUAUCCAUUCGACAUUCGCAAAAUCACGAUGCAAAAGCAGGAUGUCCACCCGAAGGCGCUGCCAGCAUCAGCAAUGGCAGCACCGGAGUGGAAUACUACACGAUCCACGGACAAUGUGGAAGCGAUUCCGAGGGUCAGGGCGACGAUGACGACCGAUCAAGUUCAAGCUUUGCGUGCCGAGGUACCGUCAUCAACAAUGGCAUCGACAGCGAUGCCCGGUGCGAAAUCCUCAGCUCCAUCGCCAGCCCCAGCACCGGACCUCAAGGUUGUGUUGGAUGCAGUCAAGACGAUGAUGCAUCACGAGUAUGGUGUGCAACCUACGGUGGUUGCCGAUGUUCCUAUGGAGAAGUCGUUGAUCGAGCAGGCGGUAGAGCUGGAGGGUCAAGCCGCCGAGCUUCUCGCAAGGGCAGCCUGGCUCAGACGGCAAGCUGGACUGUCGGGAGCUCCGUCGGUGAAUCCGGUGCCGCCGCGAGUGGAUUCCAUGACCUCGGGGGCGAUGUCAUCAACGGUGCCUUCGGUUGCGCGGAUGCCGGUGCCACCGGGGAUGAGCGGUUCAGAGAGCGGCAGCCUAGCAUAUCAAAGGGUUCCCAACGAUCCCGACUUUUCGGAUGGUUGGGAGCAGCCUUUUCACGCCGAGCCACAGGAAGAGGGUGCCUACUUAGGUACAUCAUGGCCUAGGCUAUCGCCUGAGGUUGGUGUUGAUAUUCCCGUAGAACCUGGUUUGCAGCUACCGGGGGCGUGGAAGGCGACGGGGCCACUUGAUAUGAACAAGCGGGCUACGAGAGCACAACUCAGGACGUGGCUGAGUGCUCAAGCAUGGAAAAUCGACCGAGGUUCAACUGUAGGUCUCAUUGAGGUCUAUGCCGGUCGGGGUCAUUUGAGCGAUGCCCAUGAGCAGUUGUGCGAAGGCUCGGAAGCCAUUCGCUUGGGUUACAUGUAUGGUCAAGAGUUGCGAUCACCAGAAGGUCAAUGGUUCACGCUGUCCCUCAUCGAUCUGUGUAAACCUAGAGACGUUUACGUAUCGUUACCAUCCAAGAGUUGGUGUAGGUGGUCUAGCAUUAACGAGCGGCGAGAGCCCGGAGCUAGGUUAAGGGUCUUGCGGGACAGAUUGGAGGGCAGGAAGGACAUGGACCUUUUGUUUCAAAUCGUUGAUCGGCAGUCGCGAGGGCACCGCCAUGCACAUGCACAAAACCCGCAAACUUCCGUGGCCUGGUUAGAUAAAAGGUUUGGUGAGUUGAAGGUGCCACAUGGUUUUGUGACUUUUGAUGGGUGUGCUCUCGGACUCCGUCAUCCCAGGAGUAACCGUCCGAUCCGAAAGACCACCACGCUCUUCACGACAGCACGCGCUCUCGCUGAGCACAUUUCUCAGUUCAGAUGUAGCUGCGACUGUCAGCAUGAUCGAGCCGUGGGGAGCUUUCGGGGCAGAUCGGUUACCACCUGGAGUGAGGAGUAUUCGAAAGGUCUCGCUGAAGCCCUGAUUCAGGGAAUGAGGCCAGGCCUAGUGGAGCAAGCCAGUUUCCUUGCACCACUGCACUACGAUGAGCACGUUCAGUCGAACCCUGUGGAGCAAUGCUAUGUAGGUCAAGAUGGUAUUGUUCAUAGGGCGUAUCCGGUAGAUUCCCAGUCUGUUGAGUCUCCGAUCCCACCACCGGCUGUUUCACCACCGGUGUCUUCGGAGGCCUCAAGUGCCGACAAGCCGGCUACCGUGUUCAAGGUUACAGACACUGAAAUGUCCAAACAGCUGACGCUUCUGCAGUUCCCAGGCCGUUAUUCCAAACUCGAUUUGCCUUUGCAAGUGCAAACACAGCUGCAGAAGUGGUCUGGCUUGGAUGUGCACACGGUGGUCACGUCCAGAGGUCUAAAGUGUUUCGUGAAUCCUCCGGUGGGUGUUGUAUCGACUCGCCGAACCACGCUUGUACGAAGCGGGGGCGUUUGGUACUUUGUAGAAUAUAAUCACGAACUCGGUUUGAGCAAGAAGAAGUUUCGCGUGCCACUUAAUGCCAACUUAGUUGUCAGCUUCUUCGGUGAUGUGCCAGCGCCUUCGCAGCCUCACAUUCCUGCAGAAUCACAACCCAAAGAGCGUCCAAUUCCAGGUGCACCUCCCUCGUUUGCUGAUGCCCGGAAGGUCCACGAAUACCUGAAUAGAUUACACGUUGGACUCUCACAUCCCGGGCGGUCCGAGUUCAUCCAACAUCUACGCGACGCGGGAGCUGCACCAUGGCUGCUACAGCAAGCUUCACGGUUUCAUUGUGCCGUUUGUGAUGCUCUCAAGCCUCCACAACCACACAACGUCGUUGGAGGACCUAAACCCCGCUCGUUUAACAGCAUUCUGAGCAUUGAUACCUUGGAUUUAACAUUGAUCCGCGACGCUGUGCAGCAUCGCGUGUUCUUGCUCACUGCCAUUGAUACGGCAACAUCGUUUGCUCGCGUAUUCUAUCUGUCCUCCGGUGACGCGGAGGCCGCCGUGCAGUCUCUCAGGCGGGGGUGGAUAGACAGUUACGGCGCGCCCGAAUACAUCUAUGCAGACCCUGACACCAUCUUUCGUUCCGAGACUUUUGCUGCUUUCCUCACUAGGCACGCCAUUGUUGAGAGACUGUCGGCAGCCCAAGCCCCGUUUCAGCAUGGUCAGAUCGAGCGUCUACAUCGUACGAUCCGGCAACAAGCCCAACGGGUAUUCGAGAGUGAGCCAACUUGUAGCGCGUAUGAAGCCGCGGUAGAGGUAGUCCAAGCUAGAAACGAACUAAUGCGGGUUGAAGGAGUGUCGCCGGCAGUACUCGUGUUUGGCAAGCUUCCGAAAGCACCGCCCACGUUCGCAGAAGGAGACGAAGAUUUCCGACUUUUAGCCGAGCGGUUGCAAGGAAGUGAUCCGUUAUACGAAGUUAUGAUGCUCAGGCGAGUGGCAGCUCGCACGGCGUGGGUACAAUCCGAGGUCAGAGAUCGCACCUCCCGAAUUAUGACGACUAGGUCUAGGCCCUACAAGGGACCUUACUACCCAGGUCAAGUGGUUUUAGUGUAUCGUCGUAGAAAGGGAGAUGCGGCCAAUCCAGGCAGACACGGCGUGUGGUUGGGACCGGGCGAAGUCAUUGCUGUAGAAAGUACCAAUGAUCGUUUGGUUCCAAGGGUAGUAUACGUCACUGUGCAUGGCCGGCUUUUCUUGUGCAGUCCUGACCAAUUACGCCCGGUCUCCGUGAAGGCGGAAUGGGUCAUGCAGAAGCUCCAGGAAGAAGGUCUAGCCAAGCAGCGUAAUUUUAGUGAGAUGCGAAAGGUUCGGGGAAUAGACGUGAGAAAUGAAAGGCCCAGCUCCGCGGAAUUGGAAUUGGAAUAUGAGCAACCUGAGUCAACUGUAGUUUUAGGGGACCUCCAGGGUGAGGCCGAAUAUGAUCCCUAUCCUCAGGCCCCUCCUACUGCACCUGGAACUCCCGUACCAGGUACACCAGUGCCUGCUACACCACGUUUAGGACCUGUACGUUCAGCCGAACAGCCGCCAGAGCCCGUUCAGGUUCCUGACGCUUCCAGCACGGGAGUGCCAACCUUAGCAGUGCCAGAAGACACACCAACACCACCGGGUGGUGAACCAAGCGGGGGGGAAUCGCUGGUGGGGGAUAGGGGCACUAAGCGCGUAUCUGAGUUUCAUCGAGCCGUUGAAGAAAUGUCAAGGGAUCGGUCUGUGCACGGUCCGCCUUCAACUGCUGAGGUAGCACCACUGCGCGGGACCACAGUCCCACCUACUGUUCGUACGGGUUUAGAGUCGGAGCCGCGACCACGCAGUAGGUCACCACCACCUCGAGAAGGGAGCUUCUUGUCGUUUUCUGACUUUGACGGCAUGCCUUCGGAUCACUCUUUGGAGGCGUGGUUUUCAGAAUCUCAAGAGCACGAUUACGAAGCGACUUCCGUAGGAUUGGAGUUCGAUGUAUGGCUAGAUGAAAUUCAAGAUGAAAUGUCGGUCUGUUACUUAGUCCGUGAGAUGGCUCUCAAUGCAUCCAUGGCUCGCAAGCGGGCGGUGGAAGUCUCUGAGCGCCACCUCACAGCUCAGGAGAAGGCCAUGUUCCGAGCAGCCAAGGCUGCGGAAUGGUCACAAUGGGUCGGUAACGACGUCGUCGAACUCAUAAGUAGGCACGGUGUAGAUCCUAGGAGAGUUAUCGCUUCACGCUGGGUGUUGACUUGGAAGUCAGUACCAGGGGAAGUGUAUCAAGGUCCUGGGGGAGCCAAGGCCAAGGCACGACUAGUCAUCAGAGGCUUCAGGGAUCCCGAUUUAGGUCAGUUUAGUACGGCUAGUCCCACUUUGUCGCGGCAAGGACGUCAUGCAAUCUUCACGCUAGCUAGUCACUACCAAUUUCGGGUGUUUACUCUAGAUGCUAAGACUGCUUUUCUCGCAGGUGACCAAACCUCAAGAACGAAGCCAAUAUACACCGAACUACCCAAAGAUCUUGUUGAGGAACUGGGUUUAGGAGCCGAUGUCAUCGCAAGGAUCAAGAAAGUACCUUACGGCUUAAGCGAGGCCCCUUUAGCUUGGUACAGACGACUAACUGCGGAGUUAGAGAAGUGUGGUUUCGAACAGGUUCCGGCAGAUCGUUGCGUGUAUGUGCUUCGUCGAGAGGGUCAGAUAUUGGGAAUUGUUGGUGCCCAUGUUGAUGACCUGUUAGUUGCUGGGUGUUCGUCCAGUGUUGACCCUAGGUUUGAAGAGGCUAUGGCUAAGCUCGUGGCGCGACUUCCGUUCGGAGAGCGUAAGUACGCAGACAUGGCGCCUGUCCUCUACACAGGUCUGAACGUUAAACAACAUCCACAAACACGUGCCAUAACCAUUGAUCAAGCGCACUACGUAGCAAAACUGAAGGUACUUCCUACUCGCAAGCUGUCCGAAGGUCUCUUAGACAGGCAAGGUCAGACACAGUUUUGGUCUCAGCUUGGUGCUUUGCUGUGGGUUGCAGUUAACACACGUCCAGACGUAGCCUACGACGUUUCACACUUUGCCUCGUAUGGUUCUCGUCCCGAGAAGCAGCACCUUGUUUCCUUGAAUAAGAUAGUUAGGACCCUUCAAGCACGUGAUUACAGCAUUACCUUUGCCAAGGUAGCAGAACAUUGGGAUGACCUUACUCUCGUAGUGUUUUCUGACGCAGGCCACACUUCGCGGCCCUCUGGCCAUUCUCAGUCCGGUACGGUUGCGUUUUGGGCUCCUAAAGAAGUGCUGGCCGGUAAGGAGGUUCGGGCUGUGCUAGCUGAUUACUCCAGUUGCAAGAUAGAUAGGGCCGUGUGGUCAAGCUACGCGUCAGAGUUGCAAGCUGCGACUAUCUCAACAGAUGCUUCCAUCAAUCUGAUGUUGCUUUACGAGCAAGUGUUUUACGGUCUGAAGGCAAGACAGGUUAAGGAGAAACUCACUCAAGGUAGUACAGUGCGGGCUCUUGUUACUGAUAAUAAGGGUUUGUACGAUUCAAUUCAGACCGAGAAACCGUCCACUAGGCAAGGAGUGAAGAUGCAGUCCCUUGUGUACCAGAUUCUCUACGACCUGGUAGUUGACUAUGGGUUCCAGACUUUCUGGGUUAAUGGGUCGCAUAUGUUGGCAGACGGUUUGACAAAGCUUAGUUCCUCUGGUGCACAAGUCGAUGCAAUCCGCAAGGUUCUCGAAGACUCACUCAUUCGAAUCACUUACUGUGAAGUUUCUGGACGGAAGGAGCAACAUGAAGUACGGCGUUUGCGGCCCGUAGAACCGGCAAACAGAGAGCUGGAGUCGUCAAUAGACGUUUAG